AAGUGCCCCGCGACGAGAGCGCAGUACCUGUUCGUAGUACACACGGGCUGCUGUGCUAUAUAGAAAGCAAGAGCCAGCUCUCCAUGCCAUACCCGUAGUAGAACUGCGUGUAUAGAGCAAGAAGGGCGGUGAGACCCCGCAUGCCAGGAUCCCAUUCUCUCCUGAUUGCAGCAAGAGCGGCAGCCUGAUUCCUCCUGUGCCAGAUCCACAAGAUGCCAAAGCUGAAGUAUGUGAUUCAAUAAGUGUCUCUACAGUCAAGCAUGUAGCUCUCAUACCGCUCUGAAAAUAUUGCCUUUUAAUGAGCACGUCCAUAUUGCCAGCUUGUCCUCAGGACUUCUCCUUCUUCUAAUUCAUGAGCCAGCAGGAUGUGGUCGCUGCGCUGUCAGAACGCCUCCUCGUAGCUGCAUACAAAGGCCAAGUGGAUAAUGUUGUGCAGCUCAUCAAUAAGGGCGCCAAGGUAGCAGUUACCAAGCAUGGACGAACCCCACUACAUCUUGCAGCCAAUAAAGGACAUCUUAAUGUGGUCCAAAUCUUGUUAAAAGCUGGGUGUGAGCUUAAUAUUCAGGACGAUGGACACCAGACAGCCCUGCACAGAGCAGCCGUGGUGGGGAACAGCGACAUUCUUGCAGUAUUGAUACAAGAAGGCUGUGCCUUGGACAGACAGGAUAAGGAUGGCAACACAGCCCUACAUGAAGCCGCUUGGCAUGGAUUCAGCCAAUCUGUCAAACUGCUCGUUAAGGCUGGAGCUAAUGUUCUUGCCAAGAACAAGGCAGGUAACACACCUCUCCAUCUGGCUUGCCAAAAUGGCCAUUCCCAAAGCUGUCGUGUAUUACUGCUGGCAGGAUCCAGAGCUGACUUAAAAAACCAAGCAGGAGAUACCUGUUUACAUGUGGCAGCCCGCUACAAUCAUCUGUCUGUCAUCAGGAUACUCCUCAGCGCAUUCUGUUCCGUGAAUGUGAAGAACCAGGCUGGUGAUACACCUCUCCAUAUUGCUGCUGCUCUAAACCACAGGAAGGUUAUUAAAGCCCUCUUAGAAGCAGGAGCGGAUGCUACACUUCUUAAUAAUGCUGGUCAGAUUGCUCUGGACACUGCAAGACACCAUAAUAACUCAGAUGUUGCUCUUCUUCUCACCAAGGCACCACAGAUUUUGCGUUUUAGUCGUGGGAGAAGCUUGAGGAAGAAAAGAGAAAAGCUAAAAGAGGAGAGGAGAGCUCAGUCAGUGCCAAGAGAAGAGGUUGCAGACAGUAAAGCCAGCGUUUCAGCAGCCGAUGACACCCACAGUAGUGAGCACGCUGCUUUUAAGCAAGGAGAUAGCAAAGAUGACCAGCGACCUGCUGCUGCAGGAUAUAAACAGAGGAAAGGAAAGAGGGGGAAGAUUAAAGAAAAGAUUUCGGCUCUUUCAGACCCAACUUCGCCUGCAGAUCAACAACCUUUCUGUGGUGGUCAACAAGCUGGCCAUAAUCACAGGAGAAGAAGCAAACACAGAGGCCCGUCACCACCUUUCCCUCCACACGAGGCCAGGGCGUACCAGCUUUACACUCUAUACAGGGGGAAGGAUGGCAAGGUUAUGCAGGCACCCAUCAAUGGAUGUCGUUGUGAGCCACUCUUAAGCAAACUUGAGAAUCAGUUGGAGGCCACAAAAGAGGAAGUAAAAGCAGAGAUUGUCACCGUGCAAGAUCAAAUGAAUGCAAAAUUGGGACAGAUGGACAGCAAAACCCAGCACCAGUUGCGGGUCCUGGACAAGCUAAUGAUUGAGCGGAUGUCUGUGGAGAGGGCAGAGUGUGUCUGCCGCCUUCAGCAGGAGUCGGAUGUACAGAAAAAUGAAGUAGAAAAACGGCAGGUUUCCUUAGUGAAUGAGCUAAAAACCUGGUGUUUACUAAAAAUCCAGAACCUUGAGUUGAAACUGUCUGGAGAUUCCAGACCAUUCAAAGCUAAAUCAUCCCCUUCAACCUGUGAGUCUACAGAUCACCCCAUUUCAGAGAGUCCAAGCAGCAGCAAGGAAUACAACAUUACUGACACAUCUGUCCUGCCACCGUGCUCCAUCCAGCAUUCCUUAUCCCGGCAGAGCAGCCUAUCUGACGAUCCAACCAGAGAACAGUCACUUCCCUGUGAGGAAAGCGGCAGAAGGAACCAGGUUCCUCCCCCUCAAGAACUCAUGGUGUGUGCAUCUAUAGAGCAGCAAUCUCUGCCUGUGGACACACCUGCUGUUAGACCUAAAGAGAAAACAACAGGCACCGCUCCUUCCUGCAGACAUCAGCCAGCUCUAUCAUCUGGCAGCCUUCCCAAUCCCAAACUGAGACAGUCUAAAAGCCUCACCACUACAAAGACCUUACCCGAUGCCAAAAAAGCAGAGAAACAGACUGCAAACCUCAUGGACCGAGGGACACAGACACGAAAAUGUGCAAAAAAUGCCCAGCUUAGACAGAGAGCCCCACUGCCUGGGGCACAGGGUCAGGCACCAUCAUGCAGUGCCCCCACUGAGCCCGCUGUCGCACAGACCAGAGACACCUCUCAUGCUUUGGAAAUCACUCAGUAUUUCUUUGAGGCAGUGUCUAGUCAAAUGGAAAAAUGGUAUGAGAGAAAGAUAGAGGAGGCAAAGUCACAAGCUAACCAGAGGGCGCAUGAAGAUAAAGUAGCCUUACAGCAGCAUAUAAGGAGCUUAGAGGAAGAGUUAAUGAAGCUAAGAACUAAAUUACAGAAAGAGAGCUAACAGCAACUACCUGGGAAAAGAUGGCCAUGUACAUGGUACAGACAAGUGCAGGCGCUGACCUCUAUUAGCACCUGAUCAGUGAGGACACAACAUCUCCAGAUAUCAGGACAUCAGCCCACUAACUGUGACAAUGAAGGAGAUAAUCCCACGUAAGAAAGAAUGCAGCAAUGUUUAUUAUGGUUCUGUGACCUGCAUGAGGUUCCCUACUGGGACAUCCUGUUCCCGUCUAUGGGUCUUUUACAUUUAGUGCAACCCUGUUUGCCUGGGACCAGUUUUCUUUAUUGUAUAUUUAAAAGUGCACGUAUGUACUAACGAGUGCCAGAUCAGCGGCCAUAACUAUUACAUGAUACACCGUCGUAGCAUUAGGAUGGUGUAACAAGUAUGCUUUGCUUUCCAGUCUAUUGUCAGCCAAAAAUCACUUACCUUUAGACAUGGUCUUAAAAUAAUGCAGCUCCCCUUUUCCUGAUGUAAUUCUUCUAUUGUGACCAUCUCUUCUGCACCAGAGGCACGACAAAAGGAAAUCCGUCCUCCACAAAGGGACUGUUUAUGUAGCAAUGUAACUCCAGGAACGUUCCCAUGCACACCGGGAAGGGGAUUCAUUUGCACUUUCCAUUAGCAUGAAUAUUUUUGCUUAAAUGAAUAGUAAAGUCCAUAAUACAUUUUA
This is a messenger RNA of Pseudophryne corroboree (corroboree frog), 3374 nucleotides long. It is a transcript of the gene ANKRD6, whose product is annotated as ankyrin repeat domain 6. Gene Ontology annotation, molecular function: protein binding. The coding region runs from base 353 to 2710 and encodes 785 amino acids. Lineage: Eukaryota; Metazoa; Chordata; Amphibia; Anura; Myobatrachidae. The record is from RefSeq and is a predicted model, not a curated record. Gene Ontology annotation, cellular component: cytoplasm; nucleus. Gene Ontology annotation, biological process: negative regulation of canonical Wnt signaling pathway; positive regulation of JNK cascade. The transcript has 16 exons.